GGUGCUCGCCUCGAUCUUCCAGCAGAACAGUUCUUAUCUCCAAAUAUAGAUGGCCAUGAGCGCCUUCGAAUCCCUUCUUAUUCCUUUCUAAUAACCCACCCAUCAAAAGGUCGGGUACUGUUUGAUCUGUCUCUGCGGAAGGACUUUCAGAAUCUCGCCCCAGUCAUGACGAAUCUGUGGGGUGGAGAAUGGAAGUGCCUCAGGACGUGCCCGACAUACUGGUCGCGAAUGGAAUUGAACUACACGAAAUCAAAUCGAUAUUUUGGUCUCAUCAACACUUUGAUCAUAUUGGGGAUCCAUCCAAAUUUCCCAGCAACACGGAGUUGGUUGUCGGGCCGGGAUUCACGGAGGCAUAUACCUACCCCAGGGUAUCCGGAUAAUCCGGAGUCACCGGUGAAAUCGGCUGAUUUGAAGGGGCGUCGUGUAAAUGAACUUGAUUUUGACAAUUCUAAAGAGUCCAUCUCCAUUGGACGCUUCAAAGCUUUUGACUGGUUUGAAGACGGGAGCUUCUAUUUAUUGGAUGUUCCGGGUCAUUCCGCCGGUCUUAUCUGUGGCUUUGCUCGUGUAAAGCCUGACUCUUUCAUCUUAAUGGGUGGGGAUUGUGCCCAUCACCCCGGGGAAUUUCGCCCGUCCAACAUUGCCCCCGUUCCUAAAGAUCUUAUCCCAUUGCAUGUAGCAGUACAUGCGAAACAGGCGUCCGUGUGCCCCGGGAGCAUCACUGAAAAAAUCAAUAAAAAGAGCGAUAUCGAACGGUCACCAAUCUACAAGGCCGCUGCAAUGUUUACUCACGACAUUGACAAAUGCCAGUGGAGUAUACAAGGCAUUCAAGAACUCGAUGCCUGUCAAAAUGUGCUUGAGAUCAUAGCUCAUGACGGUGGGAUUUUGCCUGUACUCCAACAGGCAAAUGGGAAAGAAUCGUCCUUCCUUUUUCCAAAGGGGGAAUUGACCGAAUGGCAACAUAACGAAUUUAAGGAGGCUGUUAAGUGGGUUUUCUUGUCCGAUCUAGCAAUCCUUUUUUGA
Penicillium hordei is the source of this 1020-nucleotide messenger RNA. RefSeq lists its product as uncharacterized. The transcript has 3 exons. The record is from RefSeq and is a predicted model, not a curated record. NCBI's taxonomy places the organism in Eukaryota, Fungi, Ascomycota, Eurotiomycetes, Eurotiales, Aspergillaceae. The annotation marks the transcript as partial.